UAAUAAUUUGGAUUAGUCUGGUUUAUAAGCCUGAUAAAAACUAGAGCUAAAGAUUGACUAGAAAGAAACUGCCGAGCGAGACAAGAGACGAUUAAGCCAUGGGUAUCACCGGAAAUCUCACGGCCGCGCAGCUCCAGUUCUUCAAUUCUCAAGGGUAUCUAGUGAUCGAAUCAUUUGGAGAGGCAGGAGAAAUAAAAGGUCUAAUGAACAGAAUGGAGCAAUUGCUUGAUGACUUUGACUGCUCCUCCUCAAAUUCUAUUUUCUCCACUAAGAAUCAGCAACAGUCAACUGAUAACUACUUUUUCGAUAGCGCCGAGAAUGUUUCUUUUUUCUUCGAAGAGAAAGCAUUUGGGGACGAUGGAAACUUGCGCCAACCAAAGCAGCUCUCGAUUAACAAAGUUGGUCACGCUCUACAUGAGGUGGAUCCAGUUUUUAAAAGUUUCUCUUCCUCUGACAAAUUUAAAAGUAUGUUAUGUUCCUUGGGUUACAAGAGGCCAGUAGUUAUUCAGUCUAUGUAUAUUUUCAAGCAACCAGGUAUUGGAGGUGAAGUAGUGCCGCAUCAGGAUAACUCAUUUCUAUAUACAGAGCCAACAACUUGCACGGGGCUGUGGCUGGCCCUUGAAGAUGCAACGAUUGUAAAUGGUUGCCUUUGGGCUAUUCCUGGAUCUCAUAAGAACGGUCUUGUCAGAAGGUUUCUUAGAGGCGAAGAAGGGGUGUUCUUUGAUCGUCCUUCUCCUGCUUAUGACCAAAAAGAUUUUGUGCCUAUUGAAGUCAAAUCUGGUUCUUUGGUUGUCAUUCACGGUGAUCUUAUUCAUCAGAGUUUCGAGAAUCAGUCCUCAAAGUCAAGGCAUGCCUACAGCUUGCAUGUGGUGGAUACUGAUGGUUGCAAAUGGGCGCAAGAUAAUUGGAUUAGAAGAAAAAUGGAGCCAGAGCCUCUCUAUGUAUCUUGAUCUGCUCUAACAGAUGCAAAGUAGCCAGUGUUUUACAGUCUCAAGCUGCACUAUUUUGAUGUACAUUAAGAGAUAAUAAUAAAAGGCUGCAUGAGUACUGUAAUGUUUUUAAUGCUUCCACCUUUGUGAUCAAUAACUGCUCUACAUUUCUUUUUUCUUUCCAGAAGUUACUGCAUUUGCAUGUAAUUAAUGAUGCGUAACUAAUAAAAGUUUGUUCAUCCAAUUGCCUGUAUUAUCAGGUAAUAAUUGGAGCAUUAA
Molecule: messenger RNA, 1208 nt
Organism: Ricinus communis (castor bean)
Lineage: Eukaryota; Viridiplantae; Streptophyta; Magnoliopsida; Malpighiales; Euphorbiaceae
Product: phytanoyl-CoA dioxygenase
Exons: 9
Coding region: 99-950 (283 amino acids)
Molecular function (GO): phytanoyl-CoA dioxygenase activity
Source: RefSeq, a predicted model, not a curated record